GGAUCGCUGGUGGCAAGUGCGGAUCGUCGUGGGUCGUCAGUACCGCCCGAGCUAGCGACGCGUUAAGAUCCGAACCCGAAUCGUAACCAACACGAGAAACUUACACUGCGCGCACCGUUACACUUUUGUGCUGGGAGCGAUCGAACACUAAUACACUGACCAACGAAUUUCCCGCACAUCGAAGAGAUUUUCCCUCCCCAUUGAACUGUACUUGGAGCGUACGUUGCGUUUUUGGAGUUUUGGAAAAGUGCACACUAAAAACUAAUUGAAAAUGCAGUACUCGAGCAGUUCGGAAAAUUACUCAUCCUCGUUGCGGGACAAGCCCUCAAAAUGGGGCAGGAACGACAAGAACUACGCCUAUAAGAAGUCAUCCUAUCAAUACUCAAGUUCUGGCGACAACAAUGUCUCGUACCAGGGCAAAUCCCCCGACCAGAACAUAGAUCAAUUGGAUGCCUUGCUGGAGGAUCUGAAGCAGGAACGUCAGAUUACCAACAGGGAACGCGAUCUGCUGCCCAGCAAUGGAACCACUUAUAGGACACUUGAGCGCACUGAUCCUUCGGGCACCGUAACGAGGACUACGCGAGUGGUGAAGACCAGCAAGCACUCGGGUACCGGUGGCCAGCAGCCAUUUAUUGAUGAUGUGGAGACCUUCAGUCCCACCGAUUACAGCACCCUUCAGUCCACGGCCAAGUACUCCAGCUUGAAGAGGGAUGAGUUCCAGACCAAGGACAAGCCCUAUACUCUGGCCCACUCUCCCAGUGGUGGACAGUACGAGAGCAAGUCGAAGAUCUACGAGAGCAAUCGCACCAUUAACAACAACGUGGAGCUGCUGCCCGCUACGAGCAGCACCCAUCAGACGUUGACCAGCGGCACCACCAUCGACAAGGAGCUGCAGGACAUCGCCCUGAGCGAUGGCAUCCUGCCCGCCCCAGGCACCAAGGUGACCACCACGGUGAGGACCUACACCUACGAGAUCCCGGCCACUGGGCCCGGCAGCAACACCAGCACCAUUAACCGCACUCACACGCUGAACAACUCGAAUACGCUGAGCAACAGCUACAAGCUCCACGAGAGCCACAACUCCAGUCAGAACUUCUCGCAGCUUUCGCCCGUUCCGCACCCACAACCCACGCACACUGUGCCACAGACGGUGGUGUACAACACGGAGAGCUACUCCACGCUGAACAGGAAUGGCGAUCGUCCGGUGGUGAGCAACCAGUCCUACGAGAUUAGGGAGCACAAGGAGACCACCACUCGCGGUGUGAGCCCACAGCCCCGUCAAUUGCCUUUGGGAUCGGGUCCGGCGGGAACUCCACCGGGCAACCGUACGGUCAUCUACAACAUCCACAAGACGGAUCACGUCAACACAGUCAAUGAGCUGCCACCUCAGCAGCGCUAUCCGCCGCGCAGUCCGGCCCACAGUCCCAAUUACGGAGGACCACACAGUCCACCACUGCAGCCGGGAGUGAAUCGCUACUACUACAAGGAGACAGAGACCUCAAACACGGUCAACAGCAUCCACGGACCGCCGAACGGUGGACCCUGCGAGCCGGGUCUACCUCAGUCCGCUCCCCUGAAGCAGCUGCCACCCAACAACGCGUACCCACAGCAGCCACCAAAUGGCAAUGGUUAUCCCCCAAAUUCGACCACUUACAGCUACAAAUACUCCUCGACCACCAACACAAACAACCGACGUGGUCCUGACUACGGCUCCCCAUCUCCAUUCCCCGUGGAUGGCGUCGAGUAUCCAGUGAAUAGCAAUCCUCCCCAGCGCGUGGACGAUCUGAUGCAGUCAUUCGGCACUACCACUGACCAUGUGGAUCGCGUGGACAUUGAGACUCCAGUGCGCAAGCGUGAAAUCGAGACGGCGGUUGCCUCGCCCAACCAGCAGCAUGUGCCAUCCGUGAACAAGGCGGGAAAAGAGGUGUACUAUCCACCUGGUCACGACACCAUCGUGAUGAAGCGCGAGGAGAUGCAUGCUGGAUCCGCCUCAGGCGGUCGCUGGGCCAAGGGAUCCGGAAUGUACGAGUACGAGUCCGGCUCCAAGUCAAAGACGAAAACCAAGUCCGGUGCCGCCAUGGUGCCCGUGUGCCUGCCCCUCUGCUGUGCCAUGCCCUGCUCCAUUAUGUAGGGCGGGCGGGCAUCGCCGGACAUCGGAACACCGUAACUUGUACAUAGGUUUCUAAUAUUUGCCGUUAAUAGUUCUAACUGCUAAAUCCUGCCCCGUGUUUUUGAUUGCUCUCUACUAGGUCGUCUAACUUCUAUCGGGCUUGCUUGUCAAUUGGUUGUACGCGUAAUUUGUUUGCCAAAUUUUAUGUCUAUAUAUCUAUACGUUAUUGUCUAUGUAUAUAAUUUGUGAAGCGUCAUCUACGGAUGGACCGGUUGUUAUACUUUUUUUUCGGAUUUGGUAGUUUAUCCGCACCUAGUUUGCUCAAAAUUGUUGCUCAAGCAUUUAAAUUCGCCAGUGGGAUGCCCAAAAAGUUUACUCGAUGCCAAUUGUUUUAACUUAAAUUUGCAUACCGCAUACCAAACACUAAUAAAUGAGCCGUGGAAUCCAAUUCCCCUAUUAUUCGUUUCGCCAGCGCCCCCAAAUACCCACUAAUCAUAAACCAUAAUCGUAACAGCGACUUAAAAGGUAACUCAGUCGUUACAGAGCCAUAAAUACUAUUUCUAAUACACGUAGUAACCAUAAUAAAAAACGAGAUCUAACAAACGAA
Messenger RNA from Drosophila santomea, 2717 nucleotides. RefSeq lists its product as uncharacterized. The record is from RefSeq and is a predicted model, not a curated record. The coding region runs from base 272 to 2131 and encodes 619 amino acids. Lineage: Eukaryota; Metazoa; Arthropoda; Insecta; Diptera; Drosophilidae. The transcript has 7 exons.